AUGGCAGAUAAAGAUAUGGGCUUAUCUCUGGAGAUUACUUCACUUAACGACUAUUUUCUGACUUCUGGAAGUAUCCACAUAGACUCAGAUGAGCGGAAACAGAUGACAGACAAGUUACUCGUAUAUGUACCGGUGUUGUCUGAUGCAGCCACGCUGGGCAAGGAAGGAAGCUUCGCCUUCGCCUCUUACUAUGGGGACCACAUGGUCCUUCAGCGGGGACCCCAGAGGGCCAACAUUUGGGGGUAUUCUCCCCACCUGGGUGAAAAGGUAACAGUAACUGUCGGUGGUCAUUCAGUGUCUACCACCGUGGUCAGUGGUCACGUGGCUAAAGGCGGGGUCUGGCAGGUAAAACUACAGGCCAUGACUAAUCCGGGUCCUUACGUCAUCACGGCCUCGUCUAAUUCCGGUAGAAUUCAGCUACAUGAUGUCCUCUUUGGAGACGUGUGGAUUUGUUCGGGGCAAAGUAAUAUGCAAGUUUCCGUAUCUCAGGUAUUCAACGCGGCUCAUGAAAUUGAAGACUCCAACAAUUAUCCUAACAUCCGGGUAAUGACGAUAAGAAACCAGGCGUCCACACAUGCUGAAACAGAUCUCCUUAGUAUUUGGAAGCAUUGGUCCCCUGCGAACAAAGGUUCAAUAGGAGGGCCAAACUGGAACUAUUUCUCCGCGGUUUGCUGGUUUUACGGGAAGUAUCUGUACCGUCACCGAGGCUACCCCAUAGGACUGAUAGCAUCGGAUUGGGGAGCCGCUCGCAUCGAGCCCUGGAUGUCACCACAAGCGUUGUCAACCUGCCACGUUAAUGUCCCCAGUCCACUUUUACUUCCACACCACGAACCCGGUAAAUUCUAUGUUCCAAAUGUACCAACUGUUAUGUGGAACUCUAUGAUGGGACCUUUGACGAAAAUGACCAUAUAUGGAGCGGUUUGGUAUCAAGGAGAGUCAAAUGACCACGAUCCAUCUGGUUACAAAUGUCUGUUCCCGGCAAUGAUCGCGGAUUGGAGAAAACAGUUCCACCAAGCCUCAGGAGGAGAGACGAACGCCAUGUUUCCAUUCGGAUUUGUACAGCUCGCUGCCUUGUCCAAAACUCACAAUAUUGGGGAUUUCCCAGAUCUGCGCUGGGCUCAGACAGUAAACCUAGGCUACGCGCCUAACUCAGUGCUGAAGAAAGUGUUCAUGGCCGUUGCCAUGGAUUUACCCGAUUACAACAGCCCCUGGGGAGCAAUCCAUCCCCGUUAUAAACAAGACGUGGGUCUCCGCUUGGGUCUGGCCGCCGAGGCUGUUGCCUACGGAGUUGAAAAUGUACAUUAUCAGGGGCCUUUCCCCACAUCUGUAACCGCCCACAAGAACUCCGGCACACUAACCAUAGAGUUUGACCACGGCCGCACACCCAUCGAAGUCAGGAGUAAUGAUGGCUACGAGGUUUGCUGCUCAACGAAUGUACAUGCGCACUGCAGCACAAAGGACAGCAACUGGAAGGCAGCGCCCAUAUCAGCUCACAGCACCUCCUCUAUAAACUUGAAUUAUCAUCAGCACUGUGGGGGUAACGCUCACGUGCUUGGGGUUAGGUACGCGUGGCGUGAGAGCCCGUGUGACGUGAAGAAAUGUGCUGUGUACAGUAAAGCUAAUGGUCUACCCGCGCCACCAUACCUUUCCCUGGGAAGUUUUGCCCUCACCUCUUACUAUGGGGACCACAUGGUUCUUCAGAGCGGACCCCAGUGGGUCAACAUUUCGAGGGUACUCGCCGCACCUGGGUGA
This is a messenger RNA of Liolophura sinensis, 1752 nucleotides long. Its product is annotated as sialate O-acetylesterase-like. The record is from RefSeq and is a predicted model, not a curated record. Lineage: Eukaryota; Metazoa; Mollusca; Polyplacophora; Chitonida; Chitonidae. Gene Ontology annotation, molecular function: sialate O-acetylesterase activity. Gene Ontology annotation, biological process: carbohydrate metabolic process.